UAACAUUACCUUAAGGUGCGUAUCGACUUCGCGCUCCGAGAGUUCGAACAUUGGCGCGCGCUCCAGCCGCGCGAAAUGGAUACCAGUUUGGAACGCGCGCCAAGGUGUUCGUUGGAGCGCCCGAACGCGGAGCGGUCCGUUCCGUCGGGUGUCGGUUUUUUACCACGUAUCAGUCGUGGCGCGCGAGCCAAUUGAGACGGGUCGUCGUAUUUUUUGUGUUUGUUGCGCUCCGAAUAAUAAUUAUGGAUAACCAAAGUUGCCGUAAGUUAAUUCAGCUAUAUGGUAUGAAAGAACUUUUGUGGAACAACAAAAGUUCUUCGUAUCAUAAUAAAUCGCUUAGAGAAGAUGCUUGGAGAGAAAUCAGUAGUGAAAUGGGAGUCCCUGUGCCGGAGUUAAAGAAAAAAAUGACUGUGCUCCUAUCAUCGUACAGAAGAGAAAAAUGGAGAAUAUCUAAAAGCCAAAUCACUGGUUCUGGUCGGGACAGUAUUUACGUAUCAAAAUGGUUUGGUUUUGAUGAUUUCAAUUUCAUGCAAGACAAGUGUUCACCAAAUUAUACAACAGAUACUAUGCAAGACGAUGGGAAUAAAGAUGAUGCAACAAUCGCUACGCAGGAAUCUACACCACAAAAUAAAGUGUGUAAUACACAAGAACAAUUUAAUGAUAUUAUUCAAAAAGCACCGGAAAAAACUGCCAAGAAGACCUCAAAAAAAAAAAGGAAACAAGAAGAAGAGGACGAUAAAAUGUUGACAGAAGCGUUCAAAAUUUUAACCGAACCGUCGCAAGCUACUGAUCCAUAUUUCAGUUAUGGCCAGCACAUAGCAAAUGAAUUAAGAAAAUAUGACAGCCAUACUUUAAUAUAUGUCAAACAGGCAAUAAACAAUAUAAUUUUUGAAGCCGAUUUAGGCAAAUACAGUCCACUUUAUGGGUAUACAACACAAGAGCCUCAAAAUCUCUCAAGUUUAAAUACUGAUUCUUUGGCCAGUACGUCAACUCAAGCUAACGAGAAGUAAUUUAAUUUAAAAAAGUUAAAUAAAUAUAAUACUAAUUAA
Messenger RNA from Melitaea cinxia (Glanville fritillary), 1049 nucleotides. RefSeq lists its product as uncharacterized. Bases 243 to 1010 code for a protein of 255 amino acids. The record is from RefSeq and is a predicted model, not a curated record. The transcript is spliced from 3 exons. NCBI's taxonomy places the organism in Eukaryota, Metazoa, Arthropoda, Insecta, Lepidoptera, Nymphalidae.